AUGGCUUACGUGCAACGAUUUACUUUCAACGUGACCAAGAAGGGAGAAAGACGCAGUGGUCGAUUAACUCAACAGGAUCUGGAUGAUGCCGAAAAUGAAGUUCUGAAGCAGGUACAAAGAGAAACCUUUGCAGAUGAGGUAACGACGCUGAAGAAUAAUCAAGUACUACCAGAAUACAAGAAGGAAUCGAUUGACAGAUCGAGCAUCGUGUACCAACUGAUGCCAAUGAUGGAUGAACGGGGUUUGAUGCGUCAAAACAGCCGGAUUUCAGCGGCGAAGGAUAUUCAUCACAGCGUGCGCUUUCCAGUAAUCCUGCCAAGAAAGCAUCGGUGCACGGAACUUCUGGUCGCACGCUAUCAUCGUCUCUACCGUCAUGCAAACUCCGAAACGGUAGUGAACGAAGUCCGCCAGCUGUUCAUCAUACCGAAACUGCGAUCGGUGGUAAAGCAGAUCGGACGAAGUAGCCAAUUCUGCAAAAUUCGUAAGGCACUGCCACCAGCACGGUUGGCCAUACACGACCGUCCAUUCAGUUACGUAGGAGUGGACUACUUCGGUCCAUUGUUAGUCAAGCAGGGCCGCUCGAAUGUGAAAAGGUGGAUUGCGCUCUUCACUUGCUUGACUGUGCGCACCGUUCACCUCGAAGUGGCAUACAGCCUGUCAGCUGCGUCGUGUAUUUCCUGCAUCCGACGAUUUGUCUGCCGCCGAGGAUCGCCUGUGGAGUUUUUCAGUGAUAACGCUACGAACUUGCACGGGGCUGAACGACAGCUUCGUGAGCAGAUCGACGAAGGAGUAUCAGCAACGUUCACCAGUGCCAACAGGAAGUGGACCUUCACUCCGCCAAGUGCUCCGCACAUGGGCGGUGCAUGGGAACGACUCGUCCGUUCAGUGAAGGCGGCGAUAGGGGAUGCGUACCGCGAAGGAAAACUCAACGAUGAAGAGCUGCAGACCGUGAUCGUGGAGGCAGAGGGCAUUGUGAAUACCAGACCACUCACGUACAUACCACUUGAUUCUGCGGAAUCGGAAUCGCUUACUCUGAACCAUUUCCUGCUGGGGAGCUCUAACGGGGUCAAACAGCCAAGCGUGUGUAUUGAGUCGGGGCUUUCUCGGGGCUUGUGGAACCACAUCCAGCGGUAG
This is a messenger RNA of Ochlerotatus camptorhynchus, 1134 nucleotides long. RefSeq lists its product as uncharacterized. The record is from RefSeq and is a predicted model, not a curated record. The transcript has a single exon. Gene Ontology annotation, biological process: DNA integration. Gene Ontology annotation, molecular function: nucleic acid binding. Lineage: Eukaryota; Metazoa; Arthropoda; Insecta; Diptera; Culicidae. The coding region runs from base 1 to 1134 and encodes 377 amino acids.